Molecule: messenger RNA, 2291 nt
Organism: Columba livia (rock pigeon)
Lineage: Eukaryota; Metazoa; Chordata; Aves; Columbiformes; Columbidae
Gene: METTL15
Product: methyltransferase 15, mitochondrial 12S rRNA N4-cytidine
Exons: 6
Coding region: 507-1787 (426 amino acids)
Biological process (GO): rRNA base methylation
Molecular function (GO): rRNA (cytosine-N4-)-methyltransferase activity
Source: RefSeq, a predicted model, not a curated record
GGGGACGCGCGGCUGCGCUCGGCGCCAGCUGGGGCGGGCAGCUCCGCGGUGCGCAGCGGGAUGGGGGCGCCUGGGGGGCUUAGCACUGUCCUGCUUUGUGGGGGUUGCCGGUGCCUGCUGGGGGUGGGGGGAGUGUUGAGAUAGCGGCUCCGGUGUUGUGAAGCUGAGGGGGUUUCCUACUUUCCUGAGCCUCUCAGGAGGACUGGGAGGCCUAGCUGGGGUUGGCUCUGAGGGGCAGCGGCGGAGCCCGCGGUCAGCGGGGCUUCCCCAGCCUGGUGGGGAGGACAGGCAGGCUGUCGCUACCAGGGCCCGUCGUGUCCCCCGGCCCGGGCGGGGAUGGGGCUGUGGGGUGUGGGUGUCUCUGGGGAAAAGCCUUACAGGGUCGAAUCUCUGCUCUAUCUCUGCUUUUACUGUCCAUUUGAGUGCAAAUCCUGCUCUGCAGCCUCAAGCCGCUUGAAUGCUGCUUAAUAUGUAUGAUGUAUAUAACGCGUAUGCUGUAGGAAAGGAUGCUUCUGCGUGCUUCUGAAAAAACAACACAGAUGUGUAGGAUGAGGUUGUUCAGCUCCAAAAUGUUGUCUCGGUGUCUGUGCCAAGUUCACAAAUGUGUCUUUCUGAGCAACUUCAAACUGAAUUCAAUAAAUGUGGCUACUUUGGCCAGAAGGAUCCAUUCUUCAGCAAAAAAGCUUUCUGACAGUGAAUUAAAGGAACAAACUGUCCCAAAAUGUGAAACUGAAGAGAUGCCUCCAAGUACAGAAGACAAUAAUUUUGGAAGAUUGCACACACCAGUGAUGCUGGAGGAGGUUGUUAAUUGUUUAUCCCCCCAGCCAGGCCAGUGUUUCCUGGAUAUGACAUUUGGAGCCGGAGGCCACACGACAGCUCUGCUGGAGAAAAGCAGAGACAUCACAGUAUAUGCACUGGACAGGGACCCCACGGCUUAUAAAAUAGCCCAGCAGCUUUCAGAAUCAUACCCGAAACAGAUUCGAGCUCUUCUAGGACAGUUUAGCCAGUCAGAGGCUUUGUUAAUCUCCUCUGGAGUUGAGCCGGGGACUCUGGAUGGAGUUCUCUUGGAUGCAGGCUGUUCUUCUAUGCAGUUUGAUACACCUGAAAGAGGUUUUUCCCUGCAGAAGGAUGGACCUUUGGACAUGAGGAUGGAUGGUGACAGGUACCCUGACAUGCCCACCGCUGCUGAUGUUGUGAAUGCUUUAGAUCAACAGGCACUUGCGUCCAUCCUGAGAACAUACGGGGAGGAGAGGCACGCCAAGAAAAUCGCUUCAGCCAUCGUUCAGGCACGCAGCAUAUACCCCAUCACCAGAACUCAGCAGCUUGCAAGCAUUGUUGCAGGUGCUUUUCCAGCAUCAGCACUGUAUGCACGGAAGGACUUGCUUCAGAGACCGGCGCAUGUUGCGACCAAAACUUUUCAAGGGCUGCGAAUAUUUGUAAAUGAUGAGCUCCAUGAACUCUUUAUAGGGCUGAAGACAGCAGAGAAGUUUCUAAAACCUGGAGGUCGCCUUGUAGCCCUCUCCUUUCAUUCACUAGAAGAUCGUAUUGUCAAGCGUUUUCUUCAUGGAAUAGACAUGACAGAAAAGUACAAUCUUGGCUCAAGGCAGAAGAUAAGACAGGCUCUGAAAAAUUGCUCCAAAGAAGAAGAUGCACAAGAAUUUCCCCAUGGAAAAUCCAACUCAAGGUGGAUUUUUAUACAGAAAAAAGCUCUCACACCCCAGUCCAAGGAUAUUCAAACAAACCCAAGAGGAAGGUCGGCCAAGCUAAGAGCUGCUAUUAAAAUCUAGAACAAAAUAUAUGAUGAUGUAAUUGUAUAAUUUCAUUAAAUUUUGUUUUGUAGAAGGCUGACUGGACAGAUAAUAUAAAACAGAAAAUUAAAUGAAGGCUGUGAGAAAACAUUUGUUUCUUACCUUUGUGCUUCUUUUUCAUUAGGAUGUAGUGGAGAGCAUAAAAACGUAGAAUAAGUGUAGAUAGUGGGUGUCACUAAGUAUACGAGGAAGACAUCAAAACCAAAGUUUAUAAAAAUUACAGGUUUGAUGUAUUAACAUUAUUUCCUUUAGAUUAAAUUAAAAACCCUGAUGUUAACAGUCUAAAUUCAGUAGCUGAUUGAGAAAGACACAUUUAUGGGACUGGAUUCCACACACCUAAGUCAGAUGGCUGGUUUAGUCUAGAGUAAGUUUAAACUGACCUAAGAACUGAUGGUAUAUAAGUCUCUGUAUCUCAAUUUACUUGUUACAUGAAUGUCAGUGGGACAAGAGCUAGUUCUUAAAUAAAUUGAUAUCAGAAUCUAA